Molecule: messenger RNA, 6031 nt
Organism: Canis lupus familiaris (dog)
Lineage: Eukaryota; Metazoa; Chordata; Mammalia; Carnivora; Canidae
Gene: SYTL5
Product: synaptotagmin like 5
Exons: 19
Coding region: 465-2762 (765 amino acids)
Biological process (GO): intracellular protein transport; exocytosis
Cellular component (GO): exocytic vesicle; plasma membrane
Molecular function (GO): neurexin family protein binding; phospholipid binding; small GTPase binding
Source: RefSeq, a predicted model, not a curated record
CGAGAGGCUGGUUUUUCAAGUUCCUGCUCCUAGCACUCCAUGAGGGUCAAGUAGACCAGCGUUCCCCGAUUGGUGUGUCUGAAAGAAAACUGUGUCUACAAAAUGUUCUAGUCAUCAGAUUGAGAUCUGAUUCCUGCUCUGUGGCAUUCUGAAGAAUCGAUGUUCGUCAUUACUAGUGAAACUCAGCUGCCACCUGACGGGACAGCACAGCAAAGGCUUUGGCGAUCUUUUUGAGUUAGAGCAAUACUGACACUCUUGGAAUAUAAUCCCAGUGAUGUCUCUUUUCUGUGUAGCCCGGAAGAAUACCUGACCACCAUCGGCAGUUCUUCUGAGACCUUAUAAAAACUGCUCUGCCAUCAAACAACUGAGCGACUCUGGGCUGUUCAGGGGGGCUUUAAGAACUGUGCAUAUCGAGUCACCUGGAAGAUUGAACCACUGCUACUCAGAGCUGCUGCUGCAAUACCAUGUCUAAGAACUCGGAGUUGAUCAAUCUGUCAUUUUUGUUAGAUCAUGAGAAGGAAAUGAUCCUGGGAGUCCUAAAGAGAGAUGAAUAUUUGAAAAAAGUGGAAGACAAGAGAAUAAGGAAGCUGAAAAAUGAACUCUUAGAAGCAAAACGUAGAAGUGGGAAGACUCAGCAAGAAACCAGCAGAGUCUGUGUUCACUGCCAGAGAAACCUGGGCUUAAUAUUUGACCGAGGAGACCCGUGCCGGACCUGCUCACUGAGAGUGUGCAGCGAGUGUCGGGUCUCGGGCCUUGAUGGCAGCUGGAAGUGUACUAUCUGUGCCAAAGUCGCACAGCUAAGGAUUGUAACUGGUGAAUGGUUCUUUGAAGAAAAGGCAAAGCGUUUCAAGCAAGUCAAUGUUCUGGGCACUGAUGUAGUCCGACAGUCCAUCUUAAGAAGAAGUACAGGAACUGAAGAAAAACAAGGUCAAGAGCAACCCCGCCAGGACCCAGAAAAGGCAGACACUUCACCUUCUGCAGGACAAAAGGCCGGUCAUGAUGGACCCAGGAGAAAGGGAUUUCUUCUUAGCAAGUUCAGAUCAGCAACCAGAGGAGAAAUCAUAACUACGAAAACUGAAAGUGGGCGGAGCUACAGCUUGGACUUAGACAGCCAGAACUUUCGGAGUUUAAAGUCAGUCCUCUGGUUUAGACAGCGUUGCUGCAAAGUAGUACACUUUAUGGGAAGCACUGGUUCAUCAGAUCUUAAUGACCAAGAAGCUGGCCCCACAACCCCGAAGAGCACCCGGAGCAGCGGUGUGACCCCAGUCCCUCAGAGGUCACCAGCCCCAAGCACGCGCAGUGUGGCCUCAGUCAGCAUUAGAGAACAUGGUUUUGAAAAUUCCAUGGAUUUGGCUGCCAUUGAAAGCACAUAUGAGGACCUCACAAAAAGUCAUCGCAGAAACAUUUCUGGUACACCUUCCAUAGCAGUGUCUGAAAUCUCCCUCUCUUCAGAUCGGAGUCGAUCUGAGUUAGAUUUGAGUGGAUCAUUUCCAGAAGACUUAGAUAAUACUGUAAACAUAAGAAGCAAGUCUGUCCCUGGGGCUUUAGACAAAGACUUGGACUCCUUGGAAGAGACCGAGGAAGGUGUUAAUGACUUAGUGUCCUCCCGGUUUUCUGCAAACACCCACAGUCUAGCAAGUGGCCUGUCAACCAGUUCUCAAGCAGGCUCUGACAGGAAGUGGACCUACCUAAAUGUACCUGAUGCUGACUCAGACACUACCAGCCUUAACAGCAUGAUGAGUGUUUACAGUGAAACAGGAGACUAUGGCAACGUGAAGGUCAGUGGUGAAAUCCUUCUCCACAUCAGUUACUGCUACAAAACUGGCGGGCUCUACAUUUUUGUCAAGAAUUGCAGAAAUCUGGCCAUUGGAGAUGAAAAGAAACAGAGGACAGAUGCUUAUGUUAAGUCAUACCUUCUUCCUGACAAGUCCAGAAACAAUAAGCGCAAGACCAAGAUCAGAACAGGCACCAAUCCAGAAUUUAACGAAACACUAAAGUAUACCAUCAGCCAUACCCAGCUGGAAACAAGAACUCUACAACUCUCAGUCUGGCAUUAUGAUCGAUUUGGACGUAACAGCUUCCUUGGGGAGGUGGAGAUUCCUUUUGACUCAUGGAACUUUGAAAAUCCAAGUGAUGAGUGGUUUGUGCUUCAGCCCAAGGUGGAAUUUGCUGCUGACAUAGGCCUGCACUAUAAAGGAGAGCUAACAGUUUCUUUACGUUACAUCCCCCCAGAGGAGAACCUUAUGCUUCCUCUAGGACAAGUUCAAGAUGCCGGAAAGAAGACCUUCAAAAGGGGAAAGAAGAAGGAGUCACCUGUAAUCUCUGGAGGAAUACUGGAAGUGUUCAUCAAAGAGGCAAAGAAUUUGACAGCAGUGAAGUCAGGAGGCACCUCUGAUAGCUUUGUGAAGGGCUACUUGCUCCCUGAUGAUAGCAAAGCUACCAAGCACAAAACUGUGGUAAUAAAGAAGAGUGUUAACCCUCAGUGGAAUCAUACCUUCAUGUUCAGUGGCCUGAAUCCCCAGGACAUAAAGAAUGUUUGCCUUGAACUUACUGUCUGGGACAAGGAGGCCUUUUCCAGCAACAUCUUUCUGGGAGGAGUUCGUUUGAAUUCUGGAACCGGUGUGAGCCAUGGGAAGAAUGUGGAUUGGAUGGACUCUCAGGGGGAAGAGCAGCGCCUCUGGCAGAAGAUGGCCGACAAUCCUGGGAUUCCCGUAGAGGGUGUACUCAUGCUCCGGUCCAGCAUGGGGAAGUGUAGGCUCUGAAGGUACCAGUUUUCAAAGUGAGGCCCCCAGGCACUGUCUGGCUGCCAUUUCAUACCAGUAUCAGUCUUGGGACCUGGGCUUCUGCUUCACUGCCAUCUCUCACCUGAGGGUAUUGGGACCUAUGGGGAGAGAGGUCAGUGUUAUGAACAUUUAGGGUCUUGCUGAGUGUCUAAAAGAGCAGGUAUUUCUAUAUGUCCAUGGGCUAGGGCCUUUUUGAUGGGAUGAUAGAAAGUGUGCCACACUGUCCUGUCAAUAGGCAAAUUGUGCAAUGAUUCAUUGGCUUUAUACCAUAAGGGAGAUGGUACAAGCUUCUUUGAAACUACAGUUGAAAUUUGGAAUCCCUAAACUUUUUCUAUUAAUGAGUUAUUUUGCAUUUCCUAAAAUGGUUUGAGGGGUAAAGGGGCCACUCAUAAUGUAGAUCAUUUGAAGAGUAAGAAGGGGUACUGGCUACCCUUUUCUCACCCUGGAAUUCCCAUAAUCCAAAAAAAGGCAUUGUGAGUAUGGUUGCUUGGACAAGGAGAUGGCCCUGUUAUUGUAGCAAACUUAUGGAUUAACCAGGUAAAUUUUCAAGAUGAACUGACAGGUUUUUCUAUGGUGACUAUAUAAUUUAUAAUCUAAAUCAGCCCAAUUUUGAGAGUGAAAAGAACUAAAUCAUUAUACCAGAACAGUAGAUGUAAACCAGGAUUGACCUGGGAAAAUUGGGAUGUAGUGUUAUCUUAGUUAGGAGCUAGCAAUUAGAGGGCUCUAUGGUAAACAUUUAUUUUGUAAAAUAUUGUAAGCCACUAACUACAAGGGAAUAAGAACUAAUGUACAUUUUGAACCCCUGCCUGUAUCAUAUCUACUGAUAUCUCAUUGGUCAAAGGGAGUCAUAUGGCCAAGCCUAAAAUUAAGAGGCAGGGAAAUAUACUCUGCUCACAAUGAAGCCAUGGCAAGGAUGAGGAUGCGAGAAGGGAAGAAGAAUCGCAGCCAGUAGUUCAGUUCAGUCUAUUAUACCUUCUAGUACCUGGAAUUCCAUAUGCUUUGGCCACCAGGCUUAGAUGCAAAAGUAGUUAAAGCUGAAAGAUACCUCAGACCUGGUUCCUGAUUUUGCAUAUUCCAAAUCUGAAGCUCCAAGAAAGCUAAAAUGACUUAACCAAGAUCAUAUAGAAGCUAUGACUAAAUCCAGGGUGUGACUUGUAGGCCAGUAUUCUUUCCACUGUAGCCCUUGGCAUAAUCUUAUGCUUAUCAGGGUGGACAAGAGGGCAUAGAUGAAGGAAGGUGGAGCAGAGUCAGGUUAUUUCAGUAUGAAGUACCUGACUCAUUCUUCUUCUGGAGUCCUAUUCUAGCCCUUCAGCUCACUUUUUCACUCAAAUUUAUAUAAAAUCUUUGAAAGAAUAGAUACUGAAUUUUAGUGGGAAGAAAGCUAUAAUCAUCUUCAGGCUUAUUCAAACUAAUUUUUCCACAUUCUGAAUAUCUUCUUGAACUUUGAAAACUGAUCUAAGAAUAUAUUUAGCAUUAUUCUUAGGGAAUAAGCAGUCCAUUUUCAGUGUUAUUCAAAAAUAGGCUAAUUCUCAAAAAUUGAAGUUAUUGGUCUACUGUAGCUUAGUACGUAUGGAACAUUUUCUUACAAACUUACACUCAUAUACCUAUGCUGUUCUUCUUAAAAACAGAAAAUAAAAAGUGUAAGAUCAUCACGGCUUCCUAUAUUGAAAAAAUUAAUUGUCUUCAGACUUGAUCUGACUUAUUCUGUCUUCAGUGACAUUUUUAGGGCCCAUGAGAAGGUAAUGGUGGUGAAGUCUGGAGACAACUCUAAUGUAAACAAAAUGAAGUAUAUUUAUUCACUAAUAAUAAAAGUGGCAAAAUGUAUAACUUGAACUCUAGGUAAGCAUAAAAUUUAUGUGUUCAUACCUUUGCCACUUUUCGAGCAAUUAUCUGUAUUAUGGUUUCAUAAAAUCCAACAUCUAACUGGGUAUUUCCAUAAUGCAAAACCCAGGUAUGCAGAAGUCCAUCAGAAACCUGUGGUGUUGCUCUGAAAAAGAAAAGGCAAAGUGAUCUUCGGGUCACUCUGUUUUACUAAGUAUUGUGUAGAAGUACAAAUAUUUUUAAAUAUAGGAAAUAUAUGCAAAUGGCACAAAAUUCAAAUAGUUCAAAAUAGUGAAAAACUUAGGUCUGCCUUCUUCCUCUUCCAUCCCUUAUGGCUGUAGAGUAUUACAUUAUAGGGAUAUAGCUAAAUUAGUUAAGCACGCCUAUCAAACAUAUAUUAAAUAUGGUUGACUAAGCUAUCUAUGUUUGGUGGCUUUUCUGAGCAACCUUUUCUUGCAAACAUCAACACUUUGACAUUCAAAAUGAGACAUCUGUAUUAUGCAGCCAUUCCACUUUUGGGUAUCAAUCCUACAGAGAUAGAUACAGAUGUGAGAAUUGAGUACAUGCAAAAGUGCUUAUUGUAAAAGAUAGGAAACAGUCCAAUAGCCCGUCAGUAGAGGCCUUCUGUAACAUCAUACAUGCCUACCCUCUAUGUUUCAUUAGUUGCUCCCUCUCCUUCUCUGCUAAAGAUUGUUUGGUGAUAAACACUGGAUUCUUCAGUGCUUGUUCUUUCUUUCCUCCUCACUUCAUACACCCUCUCAGACAUCAUCAUUUUGGUGCCCUUGUGGUUUUAUAUGCUUAUAACUGCAAGUCACAUCUUUAACUCAGACCCUUCCUCUCAGCCCCAGAUCCAGAUCCAACUGCCUAUAUGACAUAUCCAUCAGGAUAGCUCAUGUUCUCAACAUAGUCAAGACUGAACUCUUCAUUCUACCCCUGCCCGUGUACACAUUUCUGUCCACUCCAGUACAUCCUGUCUCAGUACCUGGUACCAUCAUCUACCCAAGUCACUAUAAGUGCUAUAGUUACCACUCAAGACAGUUCACCCCAUCCUAUAUCAACAUAGAUAAAAGCACAGAGGGUGCUCUCCAUAUCACCUUCUCAGAAGAGACCAUGGCCUUGCCUGGAGUGUCCUCCUCCUUGUUUGGAGAUCUCAGCCCUUCAUUUUUCCUCAGUUGAAUCAGACAAGUUGUAAAGGGACACGGGCAAACAUUAAAGCCUGACUUUAUCCAUUCAGUUUGUCAACAGCACUUGCAGGACAUGUGGAAGAUUAUUUAUCAGCUCUCAUUUCAUUUACAUUGUCCCUGUAACUGGAAUCGAUAGGAUGUAGAUUUUCCAGGUCACACACACAAAAAAGCCAAAAACAAAGAUAUUUUGGUGGGGCUUCAUAUUUCUGGCCUUUUUUUCCUUAAUAAAGUUACAUGAAUCUA